Messenger RNA from Mycotypha africana, 2394 nucleotides. RefSeq names its product 10 TM acyl transferase domain found in Cas1p-domain-containing protein. The record is from RefSeq and is a predicted model, not a curated record. Bases 1 to 2394 code for a protein of 797 amino acids. The transcript has 3 exons. NCBI's taxonomy places the organism in Eukaryota, Fungi, Mucoromycota, Mucoromycetes, Mucorales, Mycotyphaceae.
AUGCUCCAUCCCUAUAAACCGACCGACAUAUCGACCUGUUUAUCGAAAGGUUCUCGUCGUCGGAGAGUGGUGUACAUUGGUGAUUCGAUUGUCAGACAGCAAUAUUUCGCUCUUUUACAAUUGAUUCGACCCAACGUGAGUUUGGAAGGAGACGCACACACGAACCGCAAAUACAUUUUCCAAGAGGAACAGUUAGAACUCGAGUUUUGGUGGGAUCCCUACUUGAAUGACACCUUUCUACAGUUUUUGACAAAGAGUUCAGUACAGCAACCCAAGAGUAGUCUGAUGGUGGUGGGCGGAGGCGCUUGGCAUAUGCGUUAUUUACCUCCAGAGGAUUACUUUUCUGCGUGGAGACAACCGAUCGAUGUGUUGUUUCAAACUGUACGUCAACAAGGCAUGACGGAGGCCAUGAUGGUCCUACCCGUUGAAAUACCCGACUACAGCCGAUUGGAUGCGAAUCGAUCCACGUCCAUCACGAUCGAUAAAGUCCAUCGCAUGAACGAGUAUUUACACACUCAAUUAUUGAAUCUCGAGAAAACAACACAGAGCCUUCCUCUUCAAAUUCCUUUUGUGUGGAAUACCAUGUCCACCACGCAAUUCAGCAACCAUGUCACGCAAGAUGGGCUUCAUUUCAAUACCUUCAUCACGCACGCUCAAACACAAGUGGUAUUGAAUUACCGUUGUAACGAUCAACUCGAAAAAAAAUUCCCUAUGGCCAGCACCUGUUGCUACCAUUAUCCGCGGCCGACAUGGUAUCAAAUAGGGGUGAUCCUCUAUUAUUUGGCAUGGAUUCCCGUUGGCUUUUUAUUUUUGUCAGCCACCGUAGCGUCCAUCCAGAACAACAGUGGUGCCGAUCGCCGUGCUCGUGGACUCGCCACUCGACUCUUUCCGUCGCAAAAGAUCCUUCAAGCUUCCUUUACCUUUGGAUUGUGCAUCAUCUACAUGUACUACAGCGAUCGAACGCAUCUGUUUGGAAAAAUCAACAAACACUUUGACACGACGGCCUUUGCCAGUCUCAUGCUCGCGACAGCCGUAUUGGGUAUGGUCCAACUGCGUCACAGCAGCACGCCUGAUAAGGACGAAGGCUUUUUGAACCGACACCAAACGGACGAGUGGAAAGGCUGGAUGCAAAUCAUUAUUCUCAUCUAUCAUGCGUUAAGCGCCUCUUCCGUCUCUGGCAUCUACAACGCCGUCCGCAUACUUGUCGCCGCCUACUUGUUCCAGACAGGCUACGGCCACUUUACCUUUUUUUACAAAAAGCAGGACUUUAGUUUGAAACGCGUACUGAACGUCAUGGUACGACUCAACUAUCUGACGUGUGUGCUGUCGUACAUCAUGGAUACGAAUUAUCUGAGCUAUUACUUUACACCGUUGGUGUCGUUUUGGUUCUUGGUGAUUUGGGGGCUCAUGUAUGUAGGACACGCAUGGAACCAAAAAACAUGGUUUGUGUUGACCAAGCUGCUCGUGGGAGGCAUCGUCACGACCUGCUUCAUCCACUGGCCGGGUGUGAUGGAAGGGACGUUUGACCUCUUGAAACUCAUCUUUCAUGUCGACUGGGACGCAGCCGAAUGGCGGUUCCGUCUGGGACUCGAUGCUUACAUUGUCUACGUGGGGAUGCUGUGUGCCUUGGGCUAUUUGAAAUGGAGCAGCAGCCGUGCUCCACGGCGUUGGCCUCUCCUCCAAGCGGCUACGUUGGCCGUUUCCGUCCUGGCGCUGGUGUGGUAUUUCUGGUACGAAAUCACGCGUGACAACAAGUUUGUCUACAAUGCCAUGCAUCCUUACAUUUCCUGGAUUCCCAUCCUGGCCUUUGUGUUUUUACGCAACGCUACCUUGUCUUUAAGAAACACGCAUUCAGCCUUCUUUGCGUUUAUCGGUAGAAUCUCGCUAGAGACCUUUAUUGGCCAAUUCCACAUGUGGCUCGCGGGCGAUACCAAAGGCCUUUUGGUGCUUGUACCCCCCCGUUGGUUAGCCACGGACGCGACCUUUUUGACGAGACACGAUGGGUGGUGGAUCAAUUUUAUGUUGUCCAGUGCCGUUUUUGUGUAUCUCUCUUAUCAUUUGCAUCAAGCCACUCAGAUCUUGGCGUCGUGGAUCUGUCAAUGGCUGACCAUGUCAGCAGCCCCAUCAUCCCCAUCCUCAUCGUCUGCCACCACCCACCACGGGAGGGAGUAUGAAGCAGUACCUCUCUUGCCUACCCAUGCGACAUGGACGCAGGUGGAUUCAGCCAACGAUACCAUGGACAACAACAACAACAACAACGACAGCACGCAUCCACAGGCACACAUCUUUAAAAGAUGUUGCCAAUGGAAUAGUUUGAACCGACUGAUGCAUGAUACCCGAUUCAAAGUUGUUUUCUUUUUUAUUUUUAUUGCAUUUUUCAAUCAUUUGUGUUAG